This is a messenger RNA of Trichomycterus rosablanca, 8361 nucleotides long. RefSeq names its product OTU deubiquitinase 7B (gene otud7b). NCBI's taxonomy places the organism in Eukaryota, Metazoa, Chordata, Actinopteri, Siluriformes, Trichomycteridae. Gene Ontology annotation, molecular function: cysteine-type deubiquitinase activity; DNA binding; zinc ion binding. The coding region runs from base 273 to 2963 and encodes 896 amino acids. The record is from RefSeq and is a predicted model, not a curated record. The transcript has 12 exons. Gene Ontology annotation, biological process: protein deubiquitination involved in ubiquitin-dependent protein catabolic process; protein K48-linked deubiquitination; protein K63-linked deubiquitination. Gene Ontology annotation, cellular component: cytoplasm; nucleus.
CGUGCCUCGGUUGACAUUGUUGUUGUUGUGGGAGUGAGAGUGUAGUUUAGCACGACAGAGUAACUGGAUUAACUCACAGCGGAGGGAAUUUUCCGGCGCACGCUUGUGAAUUUUGUGGGCAUAUAAGCUGGAAUGGACCGCUGAAGGACAUUUCUUCGAAGCCGCUAAAGGUUUGUCAGCACCAGUAUUUACUGUAAGGUGUAGGAGAGUUCCUCUCCAGUCGUUUCCCGCUGCCUCAAUGCUCCCCUGCAGCGUUGUACCUUCAUGAUCACAUGACCCUGGAUAUGGACGCAGUCCUGUCCGACUUUGUCCGCUCUACAGGAGCCGAACCUGGACUGGCCAGAGACCUGCUGGAGGGUAAAAAUUGGGAUCUGACUGCUGCGCUGAGUGAUUUUGAACAACUGAGACAGGUGCAUGCUGGGAGUUUGUCCUACUCAUUUCAAGAAGAAAGUGAUCAGGUUAUUUCAGAGCAGAGGGACAUGACAAGAGUGGGGCGGCCUAUCCUGCACCGGCAGGACGAUGUGGUGCAAGAGAAGAGGUUGUCUAGGGGAAUCUCUCAUGCCAGCUCCACUAUUGUAUCGCUGGCACGCUCUCAUGUAUCCAUUGUUGGUGGGGGCUGUGGCCCCGAGCCUCUUUUGGAGACUCCUGUCUGCACCUUCCAGCUGCCCGACCUCACCGUGUAUCGUGAUGACUUCCGCUGCUUUAUCGAGCGCGACCUCAUUGAGCAGUCUAUGUUGGUGGCUCUUGAACAUGCUGGGCGGCUAAACUGGUGGACGAAGUUGGGGCCAGGAUGUCAGAGCCUUUUACCUCUGGCUACGAGUGGAGAUGGAAACUGCCUCCUUCAUGCAGCCUCUUUAGGCAUGUGGGGCUUUCACGAUCGCGACCUGAUGCUACGUAAGUCUCUAUACGCUCUGAUGGACCAUGGACAGGAGAGAGAGGCACUGAAGCGCAGGUGGAGGUGGCAACAGACCAUGCAGAACAAAGAGUCGGGACUGAUGUACACUGAGGAGGAAUGGCAGAAAGAAUGGAAUGAGCUUUUGAAGCUGGCCUCCAGUGAACCCAGGAUACACUACAGUACCAACAGCACCAAUGGGGCGGAGUCACAAGAAGAGCCGGUGUAUGAGAGUUUGGAGGAGUUUCACGUAUUCGUGCUGGCUCAUGUGCUCCGCAGGCCUAUAGUGGUGGUGGCUGAUACAAUGCUGAGAGACUCUGGAGGAGAGGCAUUUGCCCCGAUCCCAUUUGGUGGUAUAUAUCUACCCCUCGAGGUCCCAGCUAACAAGUGUCACCGCUCACCACUGGUUCUGGCCUAUGACCAGGCACACUUCUCCGCCCUGGUUUCCAUGGAACAGAAGGAUGGCUCUAAAGAGCAAGUGGUGAUUCCUCUUACCGACUCGGAUUAUAAAAUGCUGCCACUACACUUUGCUGUGGACCCAGGCAAGGACUGGGAGUGGGGCAAAGAUGAUGUGGACAAUGUGAUGCUAGCCAGUGUUACUUUAUCUCUGGAGGCAAAGCUCCAUCUGCUGCACACCUACAUGACUGUGACGUGGCUUCCUCUGCCUUGUGAGGUACAGCAGGCCCCCUUGGCCCAGCCUGAAUCACCAACUGCUUCAGCUGGCGAGGACGCUCGUACACCUCCUGACUCUGGUGAGUCAGAUAAGGAGUCAGUAAGCAGCAGCUCCAAUGGAAACGGAGACAGCAGCGCCGCAGGUAGCAGCAGCACAGCGGGCAAAUCCUCCAGUUCCUCAAGUUCUUCCAGCAGUGGGUCAACAGGAACAAUGGGUAAGGAAAACAAAAAGAAGGACAAAGACAAGGACAAAGAUAAGAAGCGAGCUGAUUCAGUGGCCAACAAGCUGGGCAGCUUUGGCAAGAGUUUGGGCAGCAAGCUAAAAAAGAAUGUAGGCGGUUUAAUGACGAGCAAAACUGCAACAGGAACAGGUAAGCUUGAAGGUUCUGAGAAGAAAAAGGGCUCCCUUCGUGGCCGCAAGAACAGCAAGGAUGGCAAAGACUGCUCGCCUUCAGGCCAUCCCGGCUCAGAGGAUUGUGGGAAAGGUUCUCCAUCCUCCCAGAAUGGGAACAGCUCAUCCGAAGGCGACUCGUAUAAGUACAGUGCUGACGUAAAAGCCAGCCUUAGCAUCCUGCGUGCGGCCAUGCAGGGUGAGAGAAAGUACAUCUUCGCUGGUCUUCUGACCACCAGCAACCGGCAGCCGUAUCAGGAGGAAAUGAUCCAGCGCUACCUGGCAGAUGCUGAGGAGCGUUUUAGAGCGGAACAGGAGCAGAAAAGAGAGGCAGAGCGCAAGGGAGUGAUCAAUGGUGUCCAGCCCAAAAAAGAGGGCCCUGAAACUGGGUUUCGCUGCUUCGAGAGCAAGGAUGAAGUACCAGAGGCCUCUCCUCAUCAUUUAAAUGCUCUUAAGUCACCUUGUUUCAACCCCUCGCUGUGUUCAGGUGUCGUACCCAUUCCUAGAUGCACCUUCCUUGAUCACACGCAUACCCCUCUCCCUCAACACCUUCAUAUUCAUGGCUAUAUGGACACCCGGCGCCAGUUGGCAGGCGGCUCACCGUCGACCUAUCCAGGCCUCCCAUCCUACGCCACCCUGCCUCGCCACUGCCCCAUAAACCAAGGCCCUGGCCACGCUCAGUGCCACCACCCACCUCCCUCCCCCUGCACAGCACCUUGCUUCUCCCCUUGUUACCCACAAGCACAAGAUAUUCCUGAAUUUCACUGCGAUUCGAUGUGCACAACAUACAGCAACAACUUACUUGCAGGACUAGACACUCGAGGUGGACCACCGCCAGUAAGGCAUUAUUCGCUGGGUAGCGCCGGUGGUUUGGCCAAUCUGCAGUCUAGGUGCCGAACACCCAGCUGCAACUAUUAUGGACACCCAGAAACUUUUAACUACUGCUCGUACUGCUACAGAGAGGAGCUGAAGAGGAGGGAAACCGAUCCACCGAUGCACAGGUUCUGAGCAGAUAACUUAAAUAGUGGCGUCUUUCUUACGUGAGAAUCGGUACAUCCCGUCCAUGGAGGAUUGCUUCUGAUUGAGACGGGCCUCGCUUCAUCAGCAUGGACAGACAGCGAUAGUGCGGAUGGCUGCUGAUGGAUUCCUGUUACCUUUGCAGUGGAUUUUAGGUGGUAGAUGUUUUAGGCGCUGUCAUGCUUUCAUGCAAUGUUGCCGCUGCAGAAGCUCACUGCUUAUGACGAAGGUGUGAGCGACUCCACAGUCUUUUUGGAGGCACAGAUAUGUUCAAUAGAAAAAGACAUCACAUGCAAACAAAUAACCCUGUAUUAACAUCAAGCACAACAAGAAGAUGCACAUUUGUACAGCUGCAUAUUUACAGACUGUCAUGCUGCAGAGGUAUGAAUAAGGUUGUCAUUUAAUGAGAAGUUAACUAAUUUCUUGCCAUAUAAUGUUACAGAAAUGUAAAACAUCAGCACAGAUACAUUUAGUGUUUGGUUGACUUCUUCUCCCAAAUUACCCAACGUUCUAGCCCUGUUCCAAAAGUCACGUCUUGACUGGCUUAAAUCAGCUUGACAUGAUUCUUCUGACCCCUUUGCCUUUGUGGUAUCUAUGAAUGAAGUUCUGGGUCCACUGAGUUAGGCAAAUUCUUGGCAGCCAAAGAUUUUACUGUACAGUAGGAGUCACUCUAACUUACAGGUGCAGAUGUUUAUGGGUUCGUAGUUAUGCAGACGUGAGGUAGGAUGAGUUACAGAGCUACUGGGUACUGAUUUAGUGGGUUGUUGUAAAUUGAAGAACUUAAGGCCGGAUUUACACAUACUACUUAACUUUGUUAAAGUAAAAAAUGAAAAAUUCUAAAAAUAAACUGGCCAAACUGUUAACUUCUUUUGAUUGAGAGAAUAUGGUAUUCUAAUCUUCUCAUUAAGAAAAAAAAGAAUAUUAAUACUGAGAGUUGUUGCCUCAGCCUACACUAAACUGUAAGGCAUAUUUAGCUGUAUUUAGGGAACAGCAUGCUAAAUCUGUGACAAAUUUUUCACUACUCUCGGGUUAUUAUACUGGGUUAAAAGCAUUAGUUUCAUUAGAAUAUACUAUUACUGUAUAGUCUGUUAGCCCUUUUAUUGGGUCCUGGCCAACACAUGCAGUGGUAAUGAAUAUCAUUUGGAUUUUUUAAUGGAACCAGAACUUGCUUCUGUGAUUCUGUGAACAGCUCCUACAAGGCUGCUUUUAUAACCCUAGUAAGCAGCGACCCUCUGUGGCCUCAAAUAUAGAGCAAAUGCCAAAACAACAAUUAUUUAAAUGUGCAUAUACUGUAUUUAUGCAACACAGGAAUGUGAUUCCCUGAGCAAAAAAUGGGCAAAACGUUUAUUGUUCAGGUGAAAAAAUAAGUUGUUAUACAACCUUCAAAUCCUUAUAUGACUAUAUGACUUCAAUAUAAAAAAUACGGAAUGCAGUCACCACAGUUCCUGGUAACAAUAAUAGGACAAACAUUUACCAUAUUAUACCCAAUGUACCAUUUUGAAGCACAAACUCUGUGUGUAUAUGGUUAAACUCCCACAAACCGUUUCAGUUACAGUAAUAUGGCCAUAAUUUUAACAUUUAAAGGUAGUAUGUGUGAAUUCGGCAAGUCGGCAAAAUUGCUUUCAGUUGACGUGUUAAUUAAUUUAUUUAUAUUAAAUGAAGAUACCAGUUUAGAUGCUCCUCUUGCUGUAUUUAUUUGAAGUUCUCACAUACUGUAACCCUUGUGACCUACUCAAGGGUUGAAAUGAUAUCAUACUCAAUUUUCAAUGUUCCAAAACCAACAUGGCUUGUAAAGCAAUGAAAGAAACCCCAGAACGUGAUGUUUCCUACAAAUAAUAAAAUAGGUCAGCAGACCUUUCUUUGCACAAAGUCAAGCACUUUUCUAAAAAGACAUUGUGUGUAUGUGUGUGUGUGUGUUUGGGGGAGGGGGGGGGGGGGUUCCCUGAGUGAGUGCUUUUUGUGUUUUGUUUUGGUGUGAAAAUGAGAAUGAAGACAAUACAAGACUGUUGUUCACUGUCACCAGAUGGUGGUUUGCUGACCCUGCUGUUUCCUAGUUGCCUUUUAAAUGUCUAUUUCUUGAGAUAUUUAUAAUGAAAUAUUAUUAAUAUACGCAUCUAUAAUUACUGAUUUACUUCAUCCAAAACAGGCAUGUGCCAGUGUCCCACUGUACAGUGUAGUGAAGUAAUCAACGAACAGUAAUUAGAAAUUGUACCGCUGCACCGCCCGAGUGCCCAAUUUCACAAAAAGCUUUAGUAUUGUGCCUAGCUAGAACUAUUAAUAAUAUUGAUUAUUAUUUUAUUAAUAUGCCACCUUUCCAACUAGUCAGUUUAGCACAUUUCUCUGCCACAUGCUCAAAAUAAGGUCCAGAAAAGUAGAUGAUGUUUAAAAUCAUAACUUAACUGACAUGCGUAAAGCCCAGACCUCAGUCCUAUCUUACAUUUAGAAUGAAUUGAAAUGCUGAAUGAAAGGUUAAUCUUGGGCAGAUUAAAUGUCUUGAUUUUGUCAUAUAUACAUAUACACGUGUACAAUGCAAUGAAAUGCUUUUUCCAAAUGCAGGGGCAGCCAUUGUACGGGAAAGAGGGUUAGGGGUCUUGCUCAAGGGCUUAACAGUGGCUGCACACAACCUUCCAGUUGGUAACACACGGCUCUACCCACUAGGAUACUGCUGUAUUCCCACCAGUCAACAGUCUUAACAGAAGAGUGGUCUUAUAGUAGCAAAGGUUUAUUUUAAAGCCGAUGCUUUUGGAAUAAGAUUUUUCAGUGUCUGGGGCACACAAGUUUUUGGUCAUGUAAAAUUUAUCUUAAUAAUAUAUUUAUAAUAUAAUAAUCUACUCGGAAAGUACAGUUCCCUGAUAACGUAGCAGUUAGCUAGAACGUUUAGCUAACAUUCCUGACAUUUUUUUCCCUUCAGUUUUGCACUGAAACUAUUUAGCUAACAGAGCUAACCCAAUCUUGUUAAAUACAUCCAAGUAAUGUUAUAGAUUUGUUGCAGCCUCCUUAAAAGUCUGGACGGUAAUAUAAUUUAAUUUUAACAGCACAGUGGUGCAGCUCCUAGUUUAAACCUCGACCACAGUCAGAAGUGUUGGAUGUUCUUUAUGGUACAGAUUUUCUUCCACCGCUUAAAAAUUUGCAAGAAGUUGACCGUCUACUCUCAUUUACUGCUGGGUGUGAAUGAGGAUGUGUGUGUUGUGUCCUUCAGGACAUACACGUUGUGCUGAGAUGAAUGUAGUAAAUAAAACUACACUACACUUAUACAUGAGUGCGCAGGUGUUUCUAAUGAAGUGACCUGUGUUUUACACCAUGUUAUGAAUAUUCCAACAUGAUGCAACAGAUGCUGUUAAAAGCUGCUUCUGGUCAUUUUCUGAUUUGUCCAAUAGGUGGCGCACUUGUAUAGUUUGUAAUUGACUCAUUGAAAUCCCAUCGUAUCAUGUUGAUUCUCAGUACCAAGAGACUGGAUUUGUGCUUCACAGUUCAACACUUGUUUGUCUUGUACGUGUUUUUCUUUUCUGCUCAGGUACAUAAAUGCAUAAAAACUCCAUUAUACAUGUAGUGAUGCAGAAUCUGGUUCUGCCCAGACUACUUAUUACCUUGCUAACUAUAAGUUCAUUCUUUCUAUUUUUUUUAUAUUAGUUAUUGGAUUAGUGAAUAUUCUGCAGGUAAAAAAAUACAGUUUAUUUUCAAAUUUUGGUCUUUAGUAAUAAUGCGAAUAUCCAACAUAUCCAGCUCAUUGUGAGCUUGCAGCUUCCGAGACCCUAAGUUUUUGUGUAGGACUCCUCUGUGUUGUCCCUAAACUACAUAAUGUAAAUUAGACACAUCAUUGGAACAAUAUAGUAAAACAGCUCUAUAACAAACCCAUUAGCCUAGAUGUAUACAGAAGGGGAUUUAGUGACACAAUUUGCAAUGUAUAACGAGAAUAGUAGGAAUAAAGUUUGGUCUCAUUCUAUUUUUUCUGAAUUCAAGGUCAUUAUCAAAGUGGGCACCUCACCAUGACUUCUUAUGUAUUUAAAUGGUCCUUGGCUGAGAUUGACACUACAGACUUUAUUAUUGAAUAGGCAAUUGUAAAACUUAAGGGCUUAACUUCAAUUCUUAACUGGUGUCAGUUUUUAUUGUUCAGUUAUAUUAGAUUGAUAGUUGAUGAGAAAAUUGUUGAAUAUUUGAAUAAAAUAUUGGAAACCAAACAUUUAACUCUUGUGGCCUGUAGUGUCCUGCAGUAGGUUUCGUUAUUGCACAUGCAGGAGCAAAUCAAGUUGUUUCUGAUGUUAAUUUAAGCAAAAUGUGUAUUGCCUGUUACUAUGAGAUAAUUUAUGUGGUCUCAGUCAACACCGCAUGGAUUUAUAGUAUUCAUUAAAAAAUAAAUGGUCAAAUCCGAUCCAGUGUUUUAGGCCAGUAUCCGUCUACUGUACCGAUAUUCCGCAUCAGCGUUUGUCAUUUACGCAUCUCCCUAAAGUUAACUCUAAAACAGAAAACUGACAAACAAAUGUGUGAGAGUUUGUAUGUUGAUAAAUAAAUGUGUAUUUUCCUCUAUGACAAGUGUUACUGCUUGAAUAUACAAAUGUAAAUUGUCAAAAAUACUGACUGGCAUUUGAAGCUCUCUCAAUAAACAACUGACAGUUCCUAACAAUGAGUGUUGCACUUCAGCAAAGCCUGAAAAGAUUUUGUAUUAAAAAUGACAGCAGUUGUAAAAUAAGUUUGAGUUAUUUUUGUAAACUGAAGCAGUUUUUCCAGUGUUUUUAAAGAUGAGAAUGUAUAUUGUUUGCAGGUCACUAAGGGAAGCAAUGGAAAGUAAGGUCGCCUGGAUUUGAAGUAGUCAGUAUUUAUGGGGUGCACGAUAGAGCUGACGUGAUUCAGCCUGUUUAACUUACUGGUUACUUGUCUAAACACUAAUUUCUUCUUCAGAAACCUGACAUGCUAUGGUUUAAAAAUCUCUAUAUAUUUUUAAUAAAUUUUUUUUUUAGUUUUGUUGUAAAACGAGAUGUUUUUUCUAUUGUGGCUUGGCGUCGAUCAGACGGGGCUCCUGAAUUUCCGUUCACUCUGACUAAGCAUUUUGGUGGUGAUUCACCCCAGGACACGAUGCUCUUCUUUUUGUGGAUAUGUAAUAAACUUGACUAUUUUUAUAUUGUAUAUUUUCUUGAGCGGGACAGAACGGCAGUCAUCAGCAUUGACGGUUUGCAUGAGACUGAAACUGUUGCAUGUACAGAUGCAAAUCAUUCAACCAAAUUUGUGUGAUGUUUCUGUUUUAUUUGGCAAUUUGUGUUUGUUUGUUUGUACUUUUUUGAGAGGUAAGCCCAGGCUGUGUGACAGUGCAAUCUAGAUGGAAAGAACAUCUGGUUUUUAUGUUUGUUUUCUUUUUGCACCGUUUGAAUAAAAUUCUCAUUGUAUUUAAACACAA